This is a messenger RNA of Bolinopsis microptera, 1519 nucleotides long. Its product is annotated as ciliary microtubule associated protein 1A-like. The transcript has 6 exons. NCBI's taxonomy places the organism in Eukaryota, Metazoa, Ctenophora, Tentaculata, Lobata, Bolinopsidae. Bases 68 to 817 code for a protein of 249 amino acids. The record is from RefSeq and is a predicted model, not a curated record. Gene Ontology annotation, cellular component: cytoskeleton.
GUCGGGUCUCAUUUCUUUAAGUUUCAUUGAUUGAGUAUCCUUGUUUUUAGUCCGAGUUAAGACUGCUAUGGAAGACGAAAAGAAAGUGCCUAUUAUCGCUGCUCGAGAAAGAGGACCCGGGCCAGGACGAUAUGGACUCCCCAAUACAACUGGCUAUGGUAACCACGAUCCCACCAAGAAGAAGGCUCCUGCAUAUUCCUUCGGAGCUCGUCUCGAGAAUACUAUGUUCAAAAAGGACUGCAGCCCUGGACCUGGCUAUUUCAUCGAUGCAACAAUUAGCCGGACCGGUAGAGACGGGACACCUAUGUACUCUAUCCUAGGGAGGCAAAAGGAUCCAAGAUCAGUGCAGACUCCAGCACCAGGCGCCUACUCCCCGGAAAAAGUCCAUCCUCAAGGAGAACGACAUGCCCCUGCUUACUCUAUGGCUAUGAGAACUAGAUACAGGAAACGAGACAGCACACCAGCUCCCAACGUCUACACAAUUCCUACCUUCCUGGGAAGCAGGAUCCCUACUAAAAUGAACUCCGCUAGCUUCUCAAUGACCGGCAGGUCCAAGACAGGAGGUUUCUCGGAAGAUCUGGCCCGAGCACCUGGCCCAGGAGCUUACCAACAUGUACGACCUGAUGUUACCAAACGAAAGGCUCCCGGUUACUCCAUGCUGGGACGCAGUUACAUGCCUGGAGAUUCGACUAAGAAGCCUGGUCCUGGUGCUUAUUCUCCGGAAAUGGUUCUGUUGAACAAGCAGCGUUUACCUUCUUACUCACUUGGAAUCCGACACUCCGAGUACAUUACUCCUCUCAUUGUUGAAGUGGAGUGAGCUUCCAAGUCAAGUUGAUUUCAGUGGGGAUAGGGGCUAGGGUUUUCCUAGAAAUGAACUCAAAAUAAUUUAAAAGAGUCUAAAUGAGAUUUUCAUUGAUUUAAUCUUUAUUCGUUUACUCCUGCUGCUCGAGGAAAAGGUUGUGUGCAUGGUCAUGCUUCUUUUGUCACUUGUAAAAUAAAAUAUUCCUAUGUACAUAUACGUGAUUUAUUCACUUUUUGGUGUGCUUUAAAUAACAUGAUUUUGAGUCGGUAUUGUGGCAGCAGUAUGCUCGGGAAGCACACAAAAACUUGUUUUAUACACAUUACUAUUUUAUGUAACGCAAGUUAAGCUUGCGUAGAAAUUUUACUGACAUGUUGAGUUAAGCGUUUACAAAUGGCGUCAUCACUUUUUGCUAUUCAGAUAUUUCUUUACUCAAAGACAAAUAACAUCAGCAUUAUAAUAAUAAAAGUUCUCAUAACUUUUCUAAAGUAUUGACCGAAUUUGGCGAUGAUGUCAUCUGUGAAUGCUCUAUAACUCUAUACACGAGCGAGAAUAAACUUCUCAUUAAUGCGUCUAGUUUAGUGCGACGAUUCAUUUAUGUCUGAGACAAACAAAACUUCUAGAUGAUUUGACAACCAAUAGCGUAGUCAUUUUAUUUUGAUUGAGUACAAUGUUUUUGUAGUACCAACAUAAAAUACCUACAGAUUUAUAUUUAACAAA